Messenger RNA from Oncorhynchus gorbuscha (pink salmon), 5476 nucleotides. Its product is annotated as TBC1 domain family member 2A-like. The transcript has 13 exons. Bases 110 to 2734 code for a protein of 874 amino acids. NCBI's taxonomy places the organism in Eukaryota, Metazoa, Chordata, Actinopteri, Salmoniformes, Salmonidae. The record is from RefSeq and is a predicted model, not a curated record.
CUCCACUAGCAGUUUAAAAAAGGUUUUGCUGACCUUUGUCAAGUAUGAUACUGUAUGUUUAUCUGUGGAAGUGUUAAUUUGUCUUCUUUGAUCAACAGGCAGAGACGGAAUGAAUGACAUUGCCUUUCUAAACAAAGACGGGGACAGUUUUCCUACUGAGUCCAGAAAGCAGAGCCCAGUGGUAUCUGCUGCCGCCACGUUAUGCGGGUAUCUGGACAAGCUGAGCGGGCCACUGAAGGUCUGGAGGUCCCUCUGGUUCAUAUACGAAGAGAAGGAGUGUCAGCUGGUCUACUACAAGUGUGCCCAGGAUGUGAAUCCACUGGGAUGGAUUGACCUGUCCAAUGCCAUACUGGGAGAGCUAGCACAGGCAGACCAGGGGACCUUCUACAUUCAAACACCCGAGCGCACCUUCACCCUCAAGGCUGUGAAUUGCGAGUCUAUGAUAUACUGGCUGAAGCAGCUCCAGUUGAAGAGGUGGCAUCAUGGGAACAUUUCUGGAAAGCUGGGAAUGGUCACCAGUCACCAUGCACUACGACGAUACGCCACGCUGAGUGACGUCCUCCUCAGACACACUCCGACACGAAUUCAUAAGGAAUACUUACUCCGGAGCCGCUCCUCCCAGGAGCUCAGCCACAGCCUCAGCUGGGAGGAACUCUGGGAUCCAUUCCUGCCACUCAAAGACAUACAGGCCCCUCCAUAUUUUGACCAGGACAAAUCACCUCCAAAAACAAAUAUUGAGCCCUCUGGGCCAAAAACACAGUGGGUCCAGGAGAUAGAGGCACCAAAGGGACACCAGAGCUCCCUAAGCAGUGAGGGCUCCUCUUCUAACCCCGCUGACAAGACUGCUAGUCCACAGCAGGAAGAGCCUCCAGACACCGCCCGUCUUCAACAGGAAGUGCUCAGUCUGGCAGGCCAGGUCAAGGCCCAGAAGGAUCUAGUAUCCCUGUUGCAGAAGGCCCUGGAGUUGGCCCAGCAGGAGAAAUUGACUCCUGCAGUAGAAUCCCCGAGGUCGGAGUGUGAAUGGAAGAGUUCCAACUCACAACCAUGGAAUCAAGGCGAGUGCAACACAGAUCAUUCGUAUGGCCUGCAGGUUGCGCCACUGCUGCGGCACGACUGUGUGGCCGAGUCUCAGGAUCACCUCCGGCUACUGGCUGAGAGGAACCAGGCUGAUAGAGAGUUGGUCCUCCGUCUGUCCCAACAAGUGGCUGAGAGUUCGGCCGACCCCCAGCGAAGCCUCGUCCGCGGUUGGACUGUCCUUGAAACGCAGGAGCAGCUGAGACAGGAGAUUAGGAAUCUUAAGGACAACAUUGAGGCCUACAAGACUCAGAAUACUUACUUGAACGCAGAGAUCUACAAGUUAACCAAAGAAUGGAGGAAGAGUACAGAACAAGAGAAGUGCUUGAUGAUAAAGUGUGCCCAUCUGGAGGCCAAGGUGUUCCGGAUGGAGAGCAGGUCUCUGACAGUCCUCUUCAAGCAACAGGAGAGCAGAGGUUUGGAGAGACACAGGGAAGCCAUAAAGACCCUGAUCACCGACACUCUUCGGGAGGGCGGGAGGGACAUUCUGGAACUGAACCCUGCCAGGGAAUAUGAUGAGUAUGGGUUUAGAAUCUCCACUGACAUCCAAAUGGAUGAUAUGAAGCUGCUGGCCAAACUGCAAGCAUUAGGGAUUCAUUCCCACGAUCCCCCACAACAACAGAAGGAUGGGGAAGAGGAGGGGGACAGCGAGCGUCUUUGGGGCCGCUGGGCACAGCACUUUGAUGGCAGACGAUCAGACAAGGCGGUGGCCUCUCCGAAGCUGAAGGGGCUUCUGAGAAAGGGCGUGCCACACCACUACAGGCGUCGUGUGUGGCGCUGGAUAGUGUGGAGCCGCACCCGCUCUCUGAGAGAGCGCCAGCCCCACUGGUACCAACAGAUAUGCUUUAGGAGCCAGGCUGCUUCGGCCCACCGAGUCUCGCAGCAGAUCUGGUUGGACCUGGAGACCACUCUGAGAGGGAACCGCCACUUCUCCUUCCCCGCCAAGCGUGCCGUCCGGCAGCUACAUCGUAUCCUCCUAGCCUUUUCUUGUCAUAACCGGUCUGUCGGCUACUGCCAGGGCCUCAACAGAUUGGCUGCAAUGGCCUUGCUAGUGUUGCAGAGCGAGGAAGAUGCUUUCUGGUGUCUGGUGGCCAUUGUCGAGACCAUCAUGCCUCAGGACUUCUAUGGCAAGACUCUAACAGCAUCUCAGGUGGAGCAGCGCGUGCUCAAGGACUUCAUGGCAGAGAAGAUGCCGAGACUAACAGCCCAUUUCCACUGUCAUGGAGUGGACGUGUCCCUGGUCACCUCCGACUGGUUCCUAGCUGUGUUUGUGGAGAGGCUGACCAGUGACGUCCUGCUCAGAAUUUGGGACGCCUUCCUGUACGAGGGCACCAAGGUGAUAUUUCGCUAUGCAUUGGCGCUCUUCAAAUACACAGAAGAGGACAUUCUGAAGAUUCAUCAUAGUGUGGAUAUCUACCAGUACCUCCGUUUCAUCACCAGAACCAUCACAGACAGCAGGAGACUGACAACCAUUGCAUUCUGCGACAUGAACCCGUUUCCUUUGAGGCUGCUCCAUCAGAGACGGGCCCUGCACCUUCAGUGUGUGCAUGUACAGUUGAGUGAGUUUGAGCGUAUCCAGAGGGAGCUGGGUAGAGAGCGACGGCAGCACAAGGACAGGGAGCUUGGGCUCGUUUCCAGCGAGGAUGAGGGGGACACAUGAGCUCUGGAUAAAAUGCUCUGGCCAGAUUCCAAUCAGAACUUUUACCCCCUGCGUCCUGUUACUCACUUAUCUCAGUAGAUAUUGUCGGUUUGUCAUUUCUUGUUUGAUGUUUUCAAUGUUCAUGUUUUAUUGUCAUGUGCAUAAAUACAGUGAAAUGCUUUUCUUGCCAGCUCUUUCCCAACAAUGCAGUAAUCAAUAUCAAUAGUACUAUAAAAUGUAUAAAGUAGAAUAAAAAAUGACGAGAAAUAGAAAUUAGAACACGAGGAAGCAAGUAAGCUAUAUACAGGGUCAGUACUAGUACCAUAUCUACAAUGCCAUAUUUACAAUGUGUUGGGAGUGGUAGGAGUAGAUACAUCGAGCUCCAAAAGUAUUGGGACAGUGACACAUUUGAUGUUGUUUUGGUUCUGUACUCCAGCACUUUGGAUUUGAAAUGAUACAAUGACUGACUGUGAGGUUAAAGUGCAGACUGUCAGUUUAAAUCGGAGGAUAUUGUCACCCAUAUCAGGUGAACUGUUUAGAAAUUACAGCCCUUUUUGUACAUAGUCCCCCCCAUUUUAGAAGACCAAAAUUAUUGGGACAAAUUCACUUGCGUGUAUUACAGUAGUAAAACGUUAAGCAUUUGGUCCCAUUUUCAUAGCACGCAAUGACUACAUCAAGCUUGCGACUCUGUUGGAUGCAUUUGCUGUUUGUUUUGGUUGUGUUUCAGAUUAUUUGUGUCCCCCAAAAUAUGCAUGGUCACUUUUACUGUAAAUAACAAUAGAAUGUUUCAAAACACUUCUACAUUACUGUGGGUGCUACCCUAUUUAUGGAUAAUCCUGAAUGAAUUGUGAAUAAUGAGUGACAAAGUUAGAGGCAUAAAUAUUUUUCUCACUCAUCAUUAUUCAUGAUUCAUUCAGGACUUUGUAACUGUCCCAAUACUUUUGAAACUCACUCUUUGUAUAGGGCUAAAUUGACUAGGCAUCAGGAUAUAUGAUAUGUGGCAGACCAUGGGGUUUGGUCAAGAUGUUUACACAGAUCAGACACGGACAGAGUAGGAUUAGCUCAGUUUCAAUGGUGUUUAUUUAAAUUAUAAAUAAAAAAGAAAAGGAUAGGUCUCCCCCAUGAGACUCUCUACGGGAUACCGUCUUCUGGGCUCCAGGUCUUGCUGUAUCCUGCCAGGAUCAAAACUGCACUCACUCCUGUUACCUCUGUAACCAUCCCGAACUAUACAGGAGUCCUUCCUCCCCCCCCCCCCCACUCUCUUCCUGUGUGAUGCUUUAUGGGCCCUUGAUUACACACCAACUCCCAAUCAGCUCCCUGGCUGGAAAAGCUGUCGAGACCUGGCAAGUCCAGAAGAUGGAGCCAUCGCCUCGAGUCUCCCCCUGGUGGCUGACUUGCUGUAUGCCACAAAUGAUUGUAUGUGAGUGUGUGUGUGUGUGUGUGUGUGUGUGUGUGUGUGUGUGUGUGUGUGUGUGUGUGUGUGUGUGUGUGUGUGUGUGUGUGUGUGUGAAAAUGAAGCAUGAGUGUGCAUAAUCAGUUAAUAAAUAAUGCAAAAAUACUGUGCUGUUGUACCAUUGCAAAGCGUGCUUGAGUGCUAGAAACAUGCUUUGUAAAUCUGUAUUAUGAUUUAUUUAAUGGUGAAAUAAGUAUAGCCAGUUAUGGCUUAGCAGAUAAUAAGAUAAUAAGAAAAGACAAUCAGUAUUUACCUGGCUAAAGAGAAGGAAUAUAAUAUCUAUUGUUUACAGGAAAUCUAUUUAACAAUUUUAGAUGUAGUUGUGUGGAAAAAGGACUGGGGGCGAAAUAAACUUCUCCGAUGGGCAAAGAAACUCAAAAGGGGUGUUGAUAUUAAUUAACAAUAUUUUUUUCAGAAUGUGCAAACUGUUCAAACAGAUCCGCAACAUAGAUGGAUUAUUUUAAAUAUGUUAUUGGACCAUAAACAUAUUUAUCUAAUUAAUCUAUACGGUUCAAAUAAUGAUGAUCCGCGCCACUUUGAAACUACAGUAUAUAUAAUGAUGUUUCAAGCCUACAAGCAAUACACAAUUUUUAUGGUGGGAGAUAAUGCGGUUUUACAUACCAUAAUUUGGGGCAGCAGGUAGCCUUGCUGGAUCGAGUCCCCGAGCUGACAAGGUAAAAAUCUGUCAUUGAGAUGAGGUUUUCUGAGUUUGCAAGGAAUGUUUGGCCAGAUCAUUUUAAUUUGUUACCUUUAGAACUCAUCCCCCUGGCAUUUUGCCUAGAUUCUUCAAUCCAAAAUACUUUUUCCCAUAGCAAAUUCAGCCCGUUUCUCAUGAUAAGGAACCCGCGAUAUUUGAUCCCUGGCAUCUUUUCUAAAAUGUUGUUUGAGACUUGGGCUCCCUUCACAUAGAAACUGUAAUAUCUAUGAACCACUAUCGAUGAACCGAGGCCAUACACUGCUAUGUAACAUUUUCCUGUCCCGCUGCUUUCAAAAGGAUUUGUUGCUGUUGUUUUGACAAAGAUGCAAUGUUUGCAUCCCUGAAUGCAGUGGGCUCAAUUCCUACCUUACACUCUCUUUUCCAGUGACCAAUAGCCCCACACCUUUCCUCCCUGUUUCCUUGUCUUACUUGGGAAACAGGAAUGAAAACACUGUUAGUGACUUUCACUGUGGCUGCAUAACAGCUCAUACAUAUACGGAGUAAACAGAAUUAGCUUCUCUCUCCACACCGCUUGUACUAUUUCAUGCUACCUUAUAUAAUGUUACAUACCCUAUAUUAUUCAUCUCAUAUGCAUACGUAUAUACUGUACUCU